Molecule: messenger RNA, 7639 nt
Organism: Vidua chalybeata
Lineage: Eukaryota; Metazoa; Chordata; Aves; Passeriformes; Viduidae
Gene: ORAI2
Product: ORAI calcium release-activated calcium modulator 2
Exons: 4
Coding region: 2140-2913 (257 amino acids)
Biological process (GO): store-operated calcium entry
Cellular component (GO): membrane
Molecular function (GO): store-operated calcium channel activity
Source: RefSeq, a predicted model, not a curated record
CACAUGAAAAUAUGGAAAAAGGUGUUAGCUGCAUGUCAUUUUCCUUUUGCUUUUGAAUUGGAACAAUACCUUUUCCCAAAGAUUGUGUGUAAAGCCUCUGAAUCCUGUGUCAGAAAGGCUUGGAAUGGAAUAAUUUUGCUUGUGCUCAGCUUCCUGUGAUGACACCUGCCUUUCUCUCUGCUUGAGCGCUCUGCUUUGCACCUUGGAUUCCCUGGUAGGAAUCAUAACAUCUCUCUAUAUAUUUACUUAUUGGUGCUUAAAGCAUAUGCAGUGGUGGUUUUACUUGUAACUCUGGUUUUUGUCUCUUCAGUGUAUCUUUAAUUAGAAGUGCCUGCUGGCUUUCAGACAUGCUCAUCCCAGAGCCUUGCAUCCAGAAUGCGAUGCUACUUCUUCUCAAGCCUUGGUUAGUGCCAAAUUAUUUUAAGCAAAAACAGUAAAAAGGGAGAAUCUCUUUUUAGAUUUUGCCUUUGUUGAAUAUUGCUGCCAGAAAUCCUGCAUUUUUGUUUGAGCUGGCUUUAUGUAAUGGCUUCUCCAUGGUAUUACCAUGGUGGCUGGGAAGCAGAUGUGACCAAGUGCAAGUGAUGUUUGUGUUUAGUUCCCCUGUACAUAUCUGAGGGCUUUAGAGCUGGAUAACUUCUGACCUGCCAGAUCCAUAUCCCCACUGCCCCCCAGGUUAGAGAUCUGCAUGGAACUGUUUUCUGCUCAAUCUCCACAGGGGCAGGUGCUGCAAGUUGUGGCAGCAUUUCAUUCUGAUGCAGGAUCCAUUUUACCUGUGGAGAGAUUGGUUAUGAGCAUUGCUUCACAUGAAUCCCCCUUAGGGCAGGCAAACCCUGUGCAUACUGUGUUGUAGGAUGAGCCACAAAAACGUGAGGGUUAUUUUAUGGGUGGAGAAAACUGAGAGUCUCACAAAUAAAGAUGUUCUGCCUCUGAGCUUAUCAGGCCUUUGAGCUGAGUAAAUGCUGCUCUGCAGUAAGCAGAGCAGAUGCUGCUGAGUGAGGACAUGCUUCCCUCAGCCAUGAGGAAGGUGAACUCGAGUUUGUCUUGGUGAUUGAACAAAUUCAGGUUGUGUGGCCUCAUCCUGCCUGCCUAAGAUGCCCGCGCUGAAUUAUUCAUGCUGUGUUUUCUGGGAAUGCUGAGUUUGAAAUCCAUAAACAGCAAAGAGAGCAUGUUGGUGAAGGUGGCAUCUGCCUCACGCUCUGUCUCGCCGGGGUGGCUGAGUGUAGCAGUAGGAGCUGCAUUUGGUAGGUGUAGCUGUGAAUUCCCAUAAACACUCUGUUGUGGUUGUUCGUGGCAGUACGAGCUCGAGCUCGUUGAGAAUACAAAACACUUCAAAGGAAGGUUUCAAGGGAUGUUUCUUCAUUUAGAAUAAAAUGCAAAUACUACGUGACCUCAAAACGGGGAAAACCUAAUCCAUGGAGUAGAAAAGGGGAAGUGCUCCUGUGCAUAGUAAAAUCAGGAACAACUCUACAACUGAUUGCUAUUCCAAAUAGGGCACCAAGAAAGCAGUAAUAACUUACAGGCUUGAAACUGCCAAGGAGUUUGACCUGCUUACACUAAAUUCGUGCUCCGAGUUCUUUUCUAGAGGAGUCCCUCUCCUUUCUCUGAUGGAGAUUAACCCUCAAGGGCUAAAGUUGCUGUGUACAUGUGUUUGUGCAAAUGUGGGAGCCUAAGAGACAGCAGUGUUAGUGCUGAAUCCGAGCAGGGGUGUUCCUGCUCUCAGAGGUGAAAAGCACACUCAGGAUAACAUGUAUCAUCUGUCUCUUUAUUAGGUUUUUAAGAAUUGUUUUCCUUUGUUCCCUCCCCCAGGCAGAAUGGAAUUCAGGAAGAUGGGAUUACCCUGUUAUAAAGCUGACCCAUUGUGCUGCCUUUCAGCAUUUUCUUUAUCUCAUUUCCAGGGAAGGAACUCCCUCUCUUUCCCAUAAGGCUGUCCCUAUCCUUUUGAUGGGUUUAUACAGGAUUUCCUGCUGAGUCAAUAGCGGAGGAGUGCAGGGAGAUAGCAGUCGGGAUUCGCAGGGAGCCUGUGCUCAGCCGGAGGAGGUUCAGCCCGGCGGAGGCAGAGCAGCGCUGCCUUUUGACUUAUCCCUUGGAGCCUUCCACCCAGUCCCUCCAUGUCCAUAGCCAGCAAGCAUUUCUCUCAUCAUGAGUUCUGAAUUAAACGUUCCGGUGGAUCCUUCCACUCCUGCCUGCUGCUCUGAGCCUGGCACAAAGGGCAUGGAUUAUCGGGACUGGGUCCGGCGCAGCUACCUGGAAUUGGUCACAUCCAACCACCACUCCGUGCAAGCCCUUUCCUGGAGAAAGUUGUACCUGAGCCGAGCCAAACUGAAAGCCUCCAGCAGAACCUCUGCUCUGCUCUCUGGAUUUGCAAUGGUGGCCAUGGUGGAGGUGCAGCUGGAGGUGCAGUACAAGUACCCCCAGAUGCUGCUGAUCGCCUUCAGCGCCUGCACGACGGUGCUGGUGGCCGUUCACCUCUUCGCCCUCCUCAUCAGCACCUGCAUCCUGCCCAACGUGGAGGCCGUGAGCAACAUCCACAACCUGAACUCCAUCAGCGAGUCCCCGCACGAGCGCAUGCACCCCUACAUCGAGCUGGCCUGGGGCUUCUCCACCGUCCUGGGAAUCCUCCUUUUCCUUGCCGAAGUCGUGCUCCUGUGCUGGAUAAAAUUCCUGCCAGUGGGCUCCAUCCUGAAAAACGAGACCACCAACGUGGAGAAGCCCAGCAGCCACGCGGGGUGGCAGUCAGCACUGGUGUCCACCAUCAUCAUGGUCCCUGUGGGUCUGAUUUUUGUCGUCUUCACCAUCCACUUCUACCGCUCCUUGGUGCGGCACAAAACGGAGCGGCACAACCGCGAGAUCGAGGAGCUCCACAAACUGAAAGUGCAGCUGGAUGGGCAUGACAGAGGCAUGCAGGUGGUGUGACAGAGCCUGCACACAGCUCAACCAGGGCUGAGAGCAAAAUACCUGGUCUGCUGCUUGGUGAGACGCACCAGGGAUGGAUUUUCUUGAGGCUUAAAUCUGUAAAUGCUACUUGCCUGCCAUUUCUAGCUGUGGGUUCUUGUGCUGUUCCACGUGCUGGGGGCUCUGCCGUGGUUCUGGUCCCACACACUUGGUACUUAAGUUGACACUGCCGUGGUGUUCAAGGUCAAAACUUUAUCUACCUUAACACUGGUAGCCAAAAAUCUGUAUUUUUUACAAAUGCAAUAUUCCAUUGCCAAAAGUGAAACUGCAUCGGCUGUCCCAAAAGCCUCUGUGUGUGUGUAUGUGUGUGUAGGACCUGUCUUACAUGUCAGAACUCCCUGGCUGUCAGUGCAGCCACAAUUAACUGGCAGCUCGUUCCUAGAGCAGAGCUGAUUAAUGUGGGUACCUGCAGCUGACUCAAGGACAUGCAGGAAAGCACAACAGAAACUGAGAAUGUUGAUCACCAUUGUUCCAAAGCAAGUAUUCUGUAAAUACAUAACCAGAAAGAAAACAGCCUUAGCUUCUAUGUUCUUUUCUUGCUGUUCUUCACUAUAUUUUUACAGCUUGGGAUGUAGAAUUUUGAAUUGCAGGAGGCUGGGAAGUUCUCUCGCAUUUUCUUCAGUGGCAUCUGUCACCUUAGGUUGGGUAAGUGCCAAGAUCGUGUUUUUUCCCAGUAAGAGGCAGGAGUGCCCAGGGAAGGCUUACAGGUGUUUUAGAUUUAACAAGGACAUUCUUAAAACAGAACAGUGACAGGGAAUUUAAUGAGGCAAGACUUUGAAGGACUAACCAAAGCAAGUUUCAAGGAGGUAAAGGAGUGACAGCAAGUAUUGUAGAAAUCUGCCAGUGUCUUCUUCAUUUGUGCAUUGCUGUGAUGCCUUUUGCCUGGUUUGCUGGAGAGAACAAGCCCAGUCCUGUGUUAUUUCAUCAUACGGGGCUUUGUUGUUUUUUUGUUUUUUUCUUUUUUUAAUUGGCUGUAGCAUUUUUCUGUCAGAAAUGAAUGCUUCCUUCUCCCUCCACCAAAGCAGACGACUCCUCUGGUGGAACCUGGAGCAGUCCUGGUGAGCCUGAGUGAGCUGGAUCUGGCAGGAAUGCUGUGUGCCAUUAAAGAGCUAUCCCUUUCCUUUGAGCUCAUUUCUUUUUUCAGCAGCUGAGACAAUGACACUUGCAUGUCUGUGUUGAUUAGCAAGGGAAGCUUGUAAAUUCCAUAGCAUCCUCGUGGGUGAAAACUUCUGUACAAAAAACCACCCGAUUUUAUUAAUUUUGGUAACUUUGUGGAGAGGAAAAAGUGUUUUGCAAUCAUCAGCUCUUUUAAGGGAAAGUCAGGUUUUCUGACACACAGGGCUGCAAGAAGCAUAAGCACAUUUUCUUGGCCCUGAUCCUGUGCUAGUUUCCUCCUCUGCACUCCAAAACUGCAGUUUCAGAGUCUCUGAGGCCUUGUAGGUUUCUGAAAUCAUUAAGGAUGUUUAUAAUGUUCUAUUUAACCCUUAUUCCACUGGGAUUUCAGGCAGUGUAGAGAGUACACACAAACCCCAGGGCAGCAGGGUGAGACUAUCCCAAUACUCCUCUCUGUCAAGGGCCUUGGGAAACCACCUCUCAUCUCUCUUGUUUACAUGGGAAUGUGAGCAUUGCUGAACAAGUUGCUUAGCACUGUGUCUGUGGCUUUCAUCUGCUGUUCUUGCUGCAGUUGGCAUGUACCAUAUUGGCUGAUGUGCAGCAAAGAAAAUAGUCUUUGUGUGCUAAAUGACUAAUCUGUACUCAUCUGCAUAUGCAAAAAACAAGGAGUCUCCUCCAGGAAGUGGGGUGGUCGUGAAAUUCAUACGAACUCCCCAGGACUCUGCCCUUUCUCCCUCCUCUUUUUACCAUAAUAAAAAUUAAAAGGUUUAUACAACAGAAUCAGAGUUGAGUUUUCUGCCAAGUGCUACACGUGUCAGCUCCUCUACCAACAGAAUUUCUGUUGAGAGGCCAGGGCCAGACCAGAUGGGAUGAAUCUCUCAUCUGUACUUUGCACUCUCCUUUAGCAUCAGUAAUAGUAGGACCUGUGUGCUGAGGGGCUCAGAAGGCUCUCAAGGAAAGUAUUGCACCAUUUUUGCAAUAUCUUUUUUAAAAGCUUCCCCCUGUGCAUACAGUGCUGCAAAAGCAAUGCAGCUUGUCUGGAAACAGCCAGAUCGUUAAUUUAAUUUUUUGCAAAUGCAAUAAACUUAGGCAAACUGAGAAGAGCAGCAGAAACUGCUUUGAUUUUGUAGAAUAACUCGUUCAGGUUUGGGUGGGAUUGCAUUCAAGAUCAGUCUCAAGUCAGUGCAUCUGUGACUGGAGUGGGACCACCUUACUCCAGGGGUGAGUCUGAGGUACAGUUUGGGAUGGUGUUCCAAGGGCAAAUGCUCCUAAAACAGAGUAAUAACUUGCUUCCCUGUCUUUGCUUGCAGCUGUUUCUUGUGUCUCUCUGGGCACUGAGUUCUCCCUUCCACGAGAAGCUCAUGGGGGUAUUUUUGCUCUUUGAUUCUCAAGGUUACCCAUCCACCUUCAUGCUGUAACUCCUCUCCCUUCCCAACAACAGCACUUGCUUUUCUUGCUCCUGCCUCUCCUGCAAUUUAUUUACAUUUCACCACUGUUGGGUCCAGACUUGUGUUGCAAAAAUGUUACCUGUGGCACCAGGCACGGGAGUUCAUCCAUGAAGGAAGGAGUAGGGAUGUUGUACUUGUCCAGCUGGGUGGUUCUGUGCUACAGCAUCAGAAAAUCCUCCUUGCUCCUGCUGCUGCCCCCGUGGCUGUCAGCAGGAUUCCCAUCAGUCAAGCCAGCCUUUCCACACUGUCACUGCUGUCCCAACAGGGCUGCCAGCUCUCUGUGUCACGUCUGGGUUUGUCUGGCUGUGCCUGGCCACGUCUGUCCUGUGCUGUCAUCUCUCUGGGGUGUCUGUCAUUCCUGGAGUGUCCCAGGUUUUGUGUGGCUGCAAUCCUGCAAUGCUUGCAUGGAGAUGCUUCUCCCAAGGGUUCCACCCUCAGCUGGGGACGAGUGUUGAGGAUUUCCCCUGGUGUGUGUUGGCUUUCUGUGCCAGCUUUGGGCUCUGGGCUGCUGCCCUAAUUCUCAGUCCCCUUGGGCUGUGGCUCUCUGGACCAGCUAUUGCCUUGUCUGAGCUAUUUCUCCAAUUUUUGCACUGGAGCUUAGCACAGGGACAGCCAUGAUCUUGCUUCAGAUUAUUUUUUUUUUUGGUCAGUUUUUGCCAAGCAGGAAAAUGCCUCUGCAGACAGCAGAGCUGCAGGGACCCUGCAUGCCCACCCUAAAGCAGGGAAGGAACUCUCAAGGACAAGGGAGCAACAAUUCUUUGUAUCAUUCCCGUGCACCAGCCUUGGAGGCAGUUCCUCUCUCCCUUUCCAUCUUGGCAGGAGUAAAGAGGGGGCACGACCGCGAGCUGGAGGGAGCAGGAUCGGGUUCUCCCUUUGCCGUAUUCCCACUCUGUGAUCUCCCUAUUUUUAACAUCGCCCCGGGGCCGGGCUGGCUCCCUGUUGCAGCGGAGAGGAGGCUCUGGGGGAGACUUUGUGACCGUGAGCGGUGGAGUCGUGUUGGAUUUGAGCAUGUGCCGGAUGAAGGCGAUACCGUGCGAGAGCCCCGGGCCGAGGGAGGGCUGCCCUAAGCGCUCACGUACCUGGAAGUGUUUCUGGAGAGCACUGGGGUGGGUGCAGCUGCAGAGAGAACAUCCUUCCACAUCCCUCCACAUCCCUCCACAUCCUUCCCUUCCACAUCCUUCCGUCCCCUGCCUCUGGGAUGUGGGGAUGGGCAAGCCCAGGUUGCCUCGAGGUUACCUGGGCUGGGCUGGGGGAUGGAGGUGCUCCUCCUGCCUUUCACAAUGUGCUUUCUUUUCUUUUCCUGCCUUCAAACAAACAAAAGGCCUUGGAGUUUCCCUGCUGCUGUAGAUUCCUUAUCUUUUAAAUCUCAUUGCAUCAACUGCUAAGGCGGCUUCCUCAACACCCCCUCAAGCUGCAAAUUCAGCUGGGCCAGGGGGGAUAUUUUCUGGUUAACUCACAGGUUCUCUCCUCUACAGCUAUUUCAAAGCAGUUUCAGAUAUUAAAAUUGACUGGUGGAUUUGGACAGUAUUUCCCUGAAUCCCUGUGUGUCCAGCUGGGAGGUUGCUUUCUGCCCAGAGGUGUGACAGCCAUGAGUGCUAAGAGAAAAAAAAAAAAUCUGUAUUUUAGCUUUGCCUAUUCUUGUUUUACCUCUGCAUGAACAAUAUUUAAUGUAGAACAACGAAUGUAUCUCAGUUAUUGUCCAGCUAUGUGAGAGGAACUGGAUAAACUUGCUCAGUUUUAUGCUUCUUGGUGAUUUCAGACUGAUUUCUUGAAAGGCAGCUCAAGUCCUCCAGCAUCUUAUGGGUUAACUUGAGUUCUGCCUUUUUGAAAAAAGUUUGGUCAGAUAUUAUCAUUCUCCUUUUGCAAUGCAUAAGGAGGUAACAAUUAGAUGCACUUCCUUUUAAUGAGGGUCUGGGUCUUGGCACGAGUUUUACAAGAAGUUUAGGGAGACAAGAAACUCCUAUAACAGGAAGACCAUUAAAGUUUGUCUUCUGUUAAUAAUAUCAGCUUAGUGGACAAAAUUACUUUUAAGAGCUCAUUAAGAUGAAACCAUCUUCAUACCUUUCUCAGAUUUCUAUGGUACUUGACAGUAAAUUGUUAAUGUUUUGUAACACUGCAAAACAAGA